AUGUGUUUCGAAUGGCUUUUCGCUGGCAAGAAGACCAAGCUUGAGGCUGAUCUCGAGAAAAACGAAGCACAGUUGACACGUGCCAAAGAACUUCUCUCCGAACAUGAUGAGGUUAUCUUGAACCUCAAGGAUGAGGUCGCGCAGAUAAGAGGCGACUCAUUGAAACGAGUCGCUCAGCCCCGAAGAUCGCGAACUGUCAACGCUCAACCUCGUCCCAUCAAUGCAGGACAACUUCGUCGACCUCGUUCUCCUCCACCGUCCUAUGAGCACGUCAACUCACCGUCUACAAUGGUCUUGUCAAACUCCAGUACUCCAUCUCCAACACUCUACUGGAUCGCCACUGCUCCCCAGGAAUGA
Oikopleura dioica is the source of this 357-nucleotide messenger RNA. The record is from the annotation of a GenBank genome assembly. NCBI's taxonomy places the organism in Eukaryota, Metazoa, Chordata, Appendicularia, Copelata, Oikopleuridae.